AAACGAAAGUAAAAUCAUUAGGUGUACUUGUCAUCUACCAACAAAUAUUCUCACGAGCACACCUGACUUCAUACACCAGUAAAAGGAAAAUAUUAGAACUGCAUUAAUUGAAAUUAGAUAAAUUUAUCAAAUACUGUUUGCAAAUUUAUAUACAACAUGGUAAAUUUCUGGUCAAGAAAAGCUUUAAUACGCAUCACAGCAGCUGCUAUCAUAGUUUGCCUUUUAUGGACUAUGAUGUUGAUGUUUUACAAUAUUGGCAGCAAGGAAAAAAGAACACUGGGAAAACAACUAGAAAAAAUCAAAAUCCCUUUUGAAAACAAGGACAUACUGGCGGCAUUAAGAAAAGAGGUUGAUGAACAGUUAGAAAAAAUCAAAGGGUCUGAAUUGGAGAAAAACAAAACUUUGACUUUCCCAGGGAAAAAAAGUUAUUCGAAUUCGAGACAGAAAACAAAUUUGAAUAAACCAAAACAACACAUUGAUGUGAUCAAGGAUAUUAACUAUAAUGUUCAUAUAUUUUAUUAUCCAUGGUAUGGAAAUCCAAUGAUUGAUGGGAAAUAUUUACACUGGAAUCAUCCAUUUUUGCCUCAUUGGAACCAAAAUGAAGCCAAGAAAUGGCCUUCUGGACGCCAUUCUCCGCCAGAUGACAUUGGAGCAAACUUUUAUCCACAACUUGGGCCCUACAGCUCUAAAGAUCCAGAAGUUGUGAGGAAACAUGUACAGGACAUGAAAUAUGCUGGUAUAGGUGUAAUGGCUGUGUCAUGGUACCCCCCAGGUGAUGCAGAUUCUGAGGGCGAGGAGCCUGAUAAUCUCAUGCCAAUGAUCAUGGAUAUAGCAGAAGAACAGGGCAUUAAGGUUGCAUUUCACAUUGAGCCAUAUAAAGGUCGUGAUCAUUUGACGAUGAGAAAGAACUUGCAAUACAUAAUAAACAAGUAUGGAAACCAUUCUGCUUUUUAUCGGCGAUACCACAAGGAAAAGAAAAAGAUGCUACCUUUGUAUUACAUUUAUGACUCCUAUCAAGUUAGUCCAAAACUCUGGGCUGACCUGUUUACUUCUAAGGGCAAAACAACUGUUCGUGACACAGAGCUUGAUGGAUUUUUUAUUGGCUUGUUAGUUGAGCAACAGCACAAGGUACAUGUGUACUCUGCGGGCUUUGAUGGAUUUUACACCUACUUCGCUUCCAAUGGGUUUACAUUUGGUAGUAGUUGGGAUAAAUGGAAAGAUAUUAAAAAGUUUGCUCAAUCACAUUCAAAGAUAUUCAUUCCAAGUAUUGGACCAGGUUAUAUUGAUACAAAUGUUCGACCAUGGAAUGCUAAAAACACCCGAAAUAGAAAUGAUGGUACUUAUUACAGAGCAGCGUUUGAUGCUGCCCUUAAUGUCAGCCCUAAUAUCCUAUCAAUUACUUCUUUUAAUGAAUGGCACGAAGGCACACAGAUAGAACCAGCAGUGUCAAAAAAUACAGGAAAGUAUCUGUACCUUGACUACGGCCGUAAGCGAACCCCUCGUUACUACCUUGAUCUGACAAGAGAGUUCACAGGUAGAUAUUCACCUGCCUCAUAAAUUGGACCUUCUCUAGGUUGCCGAAGAGAUGUAAUGUCUAAUGAUAAGAUGUUAUUCCAAUUUUCCAUUAAGAUGAAAAUGAAAAAAUUGAUAGGUGGUUAUUUUUUUACACAUAUUUAUUCCAACAUGGGGACUGUGCAUUUUUGUAUGUAAAAGACAUGAAAUACCAUUUCAUUAUCAGUUACCUCUAAAAUUUUAUUUCUAUUUAUUUAUUUAUUUAUUUCUACAUUGCAAUCAA
Messenger RNA from Ylistrum balloti, 1795 nucleotides. Its product is annotated as glycoprotein endo-alpha-1,2-mannosidase-like. Gene Ontology annotation, molecular function: alpha-mannosidase activity. The transcript has 4 exons. Lineage: Eukaryota; Metazoa; Mollusca; Bivalvia; Pectinida; Pectinidae. The record is from RefSeq and is a predicted model, not a curated record. The coding region runs from base 157 to 1557 and encodes 466 amino acids. Gene Ontology annotation, cellular component: Golgi apparatus.